AGAGAGUGUCCCGGAAUCCGUCUCGGAGCCGGAACCGGAGCCGGUUAUCCCCUCCCCCCUCCCUAGCAUUCCGGACGAGUCGUUGCCUAAGACGCCGACGCCUGUGUUUAGUCCUGUUCCUGUGCCCGUGUCUGAACCGGAGCCGGAGCCGAUCUCGAGAGAGCGGACGUCGACUCCUUCGUCACCUUGGUCUAUCACCCAGGAGUAUGAGCCCUCCUCGCCUAGGUCUUUCAGUCAGCCUUAUGAGCCUACGACGCCUAGGUCUGUUAGCCAGCUUUAUGAGCCUACGACGCCUAGAUCGGUCGUCCAGGAAUUCGAGCCCACGACGCCGAGGUCGUACAGCUUGGAAUAUGAGCCUACGACACCCAGGUCUUAUAGUUUGGAAUACGAGCCCACGAUACCCAGGUCUUAUAGUCUGGAAUUCGAGCCCACGACACCCAGGUCUUAUAGUCCGGAAUACGAGCCUACGACGCCAAGAUCAGUCAGUUGGGAGUAUGAACCAACGACACCCUGGUCCAUCAGCCAGGAAUACGAGCCCACAACGCCCAGAUCUAUCCCUCAGCCGUCGGAUCACCCACCUACGCCUAUGGAUAGUCCACAGUCGAUCACUCAGCUCGAAGAGCUCACUCCGCCUGCCCUACCGGCCCGAACGUUAUACACCAGCUCGACGGGCACGCUGCCAUAUCCUGAGACGAUCAUAAGCCAGCCCAGGAGCCAGUCGAUCUCGUUCACGGAAGAGGCGACCGAGGAUGAGCUCACUCCUGAUAUCUCUGCGACGGACAUGUCGUAUGAGUCGACUUUUAUGUAUCCUACGGAACUGAGUCAGUCUCCGGCUCUGCCGCAAAAUGACGUGUCUUUUGACACUUCAUUCUUGCGACCUUCGACACCCGGUGAACCAGGGGAACCAGGGUAUGAAGUCAUUCGGGUCCUACCACCGUUACCGUUGGAGGAGCUCCCGCCUGUGUCGCUUCCUCCUGCAUCGCCUCCGUCUGUGUUAUUGCCGCCCCCAUCUCCAUCACCACCACCGCCGCCGCCAGGACCAAUUUAUGUCGACGAGAAUACUCAAGUUACUCCACCGCAGUCCGUACCAUCUGAGCCUGCUUCGCUUCCUCCAUCACCAUCAUUAUCACCAUCACUACCACCAUCACCACCACCUCCUUCUCCGCCGCCUUCCCUGCCAGGAGAGGUAGAGCCAAGCGACGUGCCCACACCCUCCACCUACCCGCCUUCGAUUCACUCUAUCAUUACAGUGCCCUCGGAGUUUGACGAUUAUGGUGGCGAACCGCCGAUGCCGAGUCAUAUCGUCACACAUGAUGUGAACAGACUCCUAGAAUAUCUGCACGGUGUUAACCAGGCUAGGGAGCAGGACACGCAAGAGCUGCUUGAUCAUAUCAAUCGGAUCGAGGAUGGGAUCGAGGACGUCACUAACAUGCUUCGGCGCAAGCCUACCCCUCCCAGGCCCGAUCGCUCUCAGCCGCCGUCUCCCAGUCGGAGUCCACGCUAUUAUUCCGAGACCCGCCCACCCCCGAAUUCUGAAGUGACCGACCAUAUCGAGGUGCCAGAACACAUAACAGAAGUGGGGCCGUUGCACCGCCAGGAGUCAGUUCGUUCUGUGGACUCUUCGAUCUCGUGGCUGUCGUCUCACUACUCCGACGUGAUCAGCGAACCUGAAGACGUUAUCCGAGAGCCAUCGCCUGCGGCCCUCUCUGAUGUUACCAUUCGUCCACCUCGCCGCUCGCAGAUUCAUAUUCCUCAAAUGCCCGAGAUGCCCCAAAUGCCCAAGAUGCCCCAAAUGCCCGAGAUGCCUAAAAUGCCCGAGACGCCCAAUCUCGACUAUGUGCGAGAAAUGCUCCAACAGGUUCUCGAUCAGAACCAUCGGCUUAUGGACAGUCAGCGAGUUCUUGAAGACCAGAUGGACAGAUGCAUGGAGCUUCAACAGCCAGCCCCGGACCAAGAAGAGCUCGAGCGUAGACGGACGUCCACUCUAGGCAGGAUUGAGGACGUUUUGCGCAAUAUUCUGUUGCGCGUUAGUGGGGAUUCGGACAUCGUGACCGAGCCUCCUUCCCAAUCAGAGACGGAAGAGAUAGAGGAAGAGGAAGAGCCCAUACACCUACCGGCGCCAAGGGCGAGGCCCCCUGUGGACUUUUCUUCUCUGGAAGGCUCAGUAUAUGCGCCUACCGAAACUGAGUUCGAGGUGCCGAGACCUCCGCCACCCAGUAUGCAAGCACCUGAAGUGGAGAUCGAAGUGCCCAGGAUUGUUCGUCGGCCACGUCCAACCCGACCUCGAAGUGCAAGUCCGGUCUUGACAUUGCGUGUGAGUGAACAGCAGCCGCAGGCCUUCGAACCGUGGUACACGUCUCCACCAAUGUCGGAAGUAUCGGAAUUCCGGCCAGGACGAGCGGGCCAGCGACCUCCAAGAGGUUAUCCAUAUGAUCUCGACUUCGAAGAUCUCGUUCGUCGACGCCGUCGCAUGAAACCUGGAGCUCGCGACGAUGGCUUCUACGAGCCACCUCAAGUCCCGCUCCCUCCUCUUCCUCCUCAACCUCCCUUUGACCCUCCAGUGGUUGGAAUUCCGCCUCGUCCCCCGUCCGCACCACCUGCCAUCAGUGGUGGACGUCCGCCUGUGUCUGAGACGUGGUACACGUCUCCCAGACGCCCAGAAGGCGUAGCUGCUAGACCGGGCGGUCCUCUGCCUGGACAUGGCGGACAAGGUGUCCCAUUGAUUCCUAUGGGACCCGCUCCAACCGGUAUACCGGCCAUGGGGCCUCAGGUAGUCCCUGUAGCGGGAAUGGGUGCAGCCCCUGGUGCCUUAGAAGACCUGAGGGACAUGAUUCGGGAGGGGAACCGGUAUGCUCGCGAAGGCUUGGAGCAGGGCAAUGAAGUUAUGCGGUACUUGACCGCACUCAACGACUGGAUGCGGCGAGAUGUUGCGGAUCGCCACAAUGAGGCUCGUGGAAUCAACGACCGUCUAGAUGAAUUACUCAACACAUUGGGUAUUGGCCGUCCUGGUAUGUUCCCUGGGGGUCCCCAAAUUCACCCAAUGAUGCCGGGAAUGGGAGGGUACCCGCCUGAGAUGGUGAUCCCAGGCUUACCUAUACAACCAAUGCCAACGGGCAUCCCUGGGCCGAUCCCAAACAUCGGCAUACCAGGUAUGCAGCCAGGCAUGGGCAUACCAGGCAUGCAACCAGGUAUGGGCAUACCAGGUAUGCAACCAGGUAUGGGCAUACCAGGCAUGCAGCCAGGCAUGGGACCCAUUCCCCUUGGAAUAAUUCCUGGGGUUCCC
This is a messenger RNA of Dacryopinax primogenitus, 3283 nucleotides long. RefSeq lists its product as uncharacterized. The transcript is spliced from 7 exons. NCBI's taxonomy places the organism in Eukaryota, Fungi, Basidiomycota, Dacrymycetes, Dacrymycetales, Dacrymycetaceae. The coding region runs from base 2493 to 2669 and encodes 58 amino acids. The record is from RefSeq and is a predicted model, not a curated record.